Pelobates cultripes (western spadefoot toad) is the source of this 798-nucleotide messenger RNA. The record is from the annotation of a GenBank genome assembly. NCBI's taxonomy places the organism in Eukaryota, Metazoa, Chordata, Amphibia, Anura, Pelobatidae.
AUGUCUCAGCAUGGAGCCUCAAAUCAUCACGCUACUUUAAAGAAUGAGUGACAGCUUCUGAGCCUUCCAUAAGCCAGCCUUCCAGGAAGAGAGACUGCAUUCUAUGAAGAGAGAGCCAGCCUUCCAGGAAGAGAGACUACAUUCUAUGAAGAGAGAGCCAGCCUUCCAGGAAGAGAGACUGCAUUCUAUGAAGAGAGAGCCAGCCUUCCAGGAAGAGAGACUGCAUUCUAUGAAGAGAGAGCCAGCCUUCCAGGAAGAGAGACUGCAUUCUAUGAAGAGAGAGCCAGCCUUCCAGGAAGAGAGACUGUAUUCUAUGAAGAGAGAGCCAGCCUUCCAGGAAGAGAGACUGCAUUCUAUGAAGAGAGAGCCAGCCUUCCAGGAAGAGAGACUGCAUUCUAUGAAGAGAGAGCCAGCCUUCCAGGAAGAGAGACUGCAUUCUAUGAAGAGAGAGCCAGCCAUCCAGGAAGAGAGACUGCAUUCUAUGAAGAGAGAGCCAGCCUUCCAGGAAGAGAGACUGCAUUCUAUGAAGAGAGAGCCAGCCUUCCAGGAAGAGAGACUGCAUUCUAUGAAGAGAGAGCCAGCCUUCCAGGAGAGACGCUGCAUUCUAUGAAGAGAAAGACAGUCUUUCAGGAAGAGAGACUGCAUUCUAUGAAGAGAAAGACAGUUUUCCAGGAAAAGAGACUGCAUUCUAUGAAGAGAGAGCCAGCCUUCCAGGAAAAGGGACUGCAUUCUAGGAAGAGAGAUUGCAUUCUAGAAAGAGAGAGCCAACCUUCCAUGAAAAGAGACUGCAUUCUAUGA